AUGCGGGGCAAGGACGACGAAUACGAUUACCUGUUCAAAAUUGUCCUCAUCGGAGACUCCGGCGUUGGGAAGAGUAACCUUCUUUCUCGCUUCACCCGGAACGAAUUCAACUUGGAGAGCAAAAGCACCAUCGGGGUGGAAUUCGCCACCCGUAGCAUCCAGGUGGACAGCAAGACAGUGAAGGCCCAGAUCUGGGACACGGCCGGGCAGGAGCGCUACCGAGCCAUCACGUCUGCGUACUACCGGGGAGCAGUUGGGGCCCUUCUGGUGUACGACAUCGCCAAGUACCUCACCUAUGAGAACGCGGAGCGCUGGCUCAAGGAGCUGCAGGACCACGCGGACACCAGCAUCGUCAUCAUGCUGGUGGGCAACAAGAGCGACCUCCGGCACCUGCGGGCCGUGCCCACCGACGAGGCCAAGAGCUUCGCAGGUGCGUGA
Molecule: messenger RNA, 438 nt
Organism: Varanus komodoensis (Komodo dragon)
Lineage: Eukaryota; Metazoa; Chordata; Lepidosauria; Squamata; Varanidae
Product: ras-related protein Rab-11A-like
Exons: 4
Coding region: 1-438 (145 amino acids)
Biological process (GO): constitutive secretory pathway; regulated exocytosis
Cellular component (GO): recycling endosome
Molecular function (GO): GTPase activity; GTP binding
Source: RefSeq, a predicted model, not a curated record